AUGUCAACCCUGCCUGCGGAAAUUGAAAAUGGUGAUAACACGGAAAACGCUCAGUUCAUUGAAGGUGAAGAGGAGGAAGACUACGAUGAAGAGAAUGAAGAAUACCCAGAUGAAGAACUCGUCGAGAAGCCAUUCAAAUUUGAGGACUUUGCGAAAAGACUGCUGAAUCCGAAAAUCAUACGAGCCUGUGCGGUGGUGCUCACCGAUUGGGAUCAAAUAACGACAAAAUCUCUGAAGGCAGCUGUGACCAUUUUGCAUCGCAUCGCUGUUGGCUGCUCUUGUCCGGCUAUGCUGUAUCAGGCAAAACUAUUUCGCAUCUUUCAGCGAGUAUUAAGCGUCGAACGUGAUGCCCAUCACGAGGAGUUGCGGCGCCUAGGCAUCUAUGUGGUGCGUAAAUUUGUCGAAGUGGCGCCCACAAAUCCAAAAAUCUACGCUGAGUUAUUAUUUUGGAAAAGCGUAAAAGAGGCAAACGAGUUGGAAGGCGGCUAUUGUGAUGCAUAUGAGCCCGCUAAAGGCGUCUGGACCGAAGAACAAGAAGACCAACUGCGUAUGCUUUUCGAGGAGAAUCAACGGAAUCCUGAAACUGAUAAAGAUGUGAUUGAUUGGAUACUGGAGCAUUUGAGUGACAAGAAACGUACCCGGCGCAUGGUACUCAAGAAACUAAAAGAAAUGGGUUUGAUGUUCAAGGCGCCCACCAAGCGCUCGACUGCGAAUGCUGCUAAUAAGAACCUCUGGCGCACUGAAGAGGAUGAAGAGCUUCAAAGUCUCUACGACCAGCAUCGCUUGGAAGAUGAUUGCUUGCAACGCAUCAUCAUCGAAUUUUCCGAUCGUCGCACGAAACGCCAAAUUAUUCAACGUCUACUUCAACUACACAUCAUCGCCGAUAAGUCAGAGAUCAUGCCAAAGAAGCAACGCAAACGCAAGCCGAAAAAUAAACAGGGCAACUUGGAAUUUGUUAACGACGAAGACGAGUACAUGGAAGAACCGCAAUUCAGUGAGUUUGAACCGCCUUCCGGUGGCAAAACCAAGUCUAAAAAGAAAAGAGAUAAGCCAAAGAAGAAUAAGAAUAAGUUAACUGCCGCACCCAAGCCCUCGAAACCAGUGAAACGUAAGAUAGUGCGGACGCCACUCGAUGUGGGUACUGUACGAGCGCUGAUUCAGCAGGUUGCCGACAAGUACCAGGGCUCCAUCGAUUGGCUUAAGGAGUGUCUAGAUGAUGCAGCCGAAGAGACAGAGGAGCCCAAUGAAGAGGAUGAUGGUGUGCCGUUGGUGCCACUUCAAGAAGCCACGCGUGAGGCUAUGGAAAAUGGUGAUUUUCAGAAGGUACUCGUUGCUUUGGGCAUACAGCCACCGGUUUUAGGUGGAGAAACUUACUGGCGCAUUCCUGUGUAUCUCAAUGCGGCCGACUUGAAGUUGCGCGCCAAAAUUGUGGCUGGUGAAAACGUCGACAUCGAUAUGGAAGGCAUAGAAGACGAGAACGCUGAUGAAGAUGCAGAGCCGGAAGGAGAAGCAGAAGCAGAAGAAGCUAGCGAUAAUGAGGAAGAAGAUGAGUCGAGUAGUGAAUCCGAUUCCGACGAUGGUGCAGCUUCAAAGAGCAGUGAGAGCGAAAAAGACUUUUUCGAAGACUUUGCUGAAAAGCAGAAAAAACGCGCGACCGCAAUGGACAAGUUCUUGGAAAAACGCGCACAGAAAAUGCGUAGCAUAAUGUUUAACAAGAGCGACGAGGAAGAUACCGAACGUGCCGGCAUUGGAGAGAAGGGUAAACACCAACGCAAACCCAAAGAAAAAGCGAGUAAAUCAGGCGAUAGCUCUGAAGAUGAGGCCGAGGAGGUCGAUAAAAUCAAGAAAAAACUCGACAAAAGGCGACGUCAAAUCGCACUUAGCAGCGACGAUGAGGAUGAGCAAAUUGGAAAAAUAUUCAAUAAAAACAAUACUUCGCAAUCACGUGCAGCAGAGGCAGAUAAAAAAGCCGAUGCCGUACAUGACAUAUUUGAUCAACUAAAAUCUCAAACCAAUAAACGCGAGACACGCGAGGAGACCACUUACACUGAAGAAUUGGAAGAGCUCAAUUUCAAUUCAGAAAACUAUCGCAGGCGCUUACUCGAGCUGGGCGACAGUGGCGACGAAGACACAAACGCGAAUGAAAAUAUGAGUAGCACCGGCAACAAUAAGACCCGCAUGCGGCGCGCUAACGUAAUUGAGUCUGAUAGCGAAGAUGAGAAUGAGAACGAGAAAGAGGACGAGAAUGCCGAGAAUGGAAUGAUUGAUGUCGACAAAGAUGCAAAGGAUGUCAGCGAAGACAACAAAGGCGUUAAUAAAGCCAACGCCAUCAACGAUAACGAUGGCACUGAUGACAAAGAGGCUGCGACCAUUUCCGCCGUUGAUGCUGCUGUAGACGUCGAUUUGGGAGCUGGCAUUGUUGACAAAACAAGCAAUCAAGCGGAUGUUGAUAGUCUCACCACAGGCGCUAGCGAUGCCGGACCUGUUGAGGAGGCGCUUGUAUUACCAACAGCAGCAAAUAAACGCAAACGUGCUGUUUUGGAUGAUAGUGACGAGGCUCCAGCUGGUCAAGGUGUCAACGACGACGACGACGACGAGGAUGAGGAUGCGUUCAUUGUGCGUCGAAAACCAACCAAAGAGGAGGAACAAAAGCGUUUAAGCGGAGGAGAAGAACCUACCAAACGACGCCGCCUAGCUAUCAUCGACGAUGACGAGGAUGACGACUAGACAGCAGCUGGCCUAAAAUGCUACGAAAAACCGUGCACUUUGCUUACUUCAUUUUCUAUUUCUAGACGUCAACUUAUUGAAGCAUCACUACAUUUAAAUGAAUUUUGAAUUUGAGUUGUUAUUUUAUUUUCUUAUGACAUUUACGUCCAUUGCAUUUGUGUUUGGUUUAUUUGUAAGCUAAGGAAAUGUGUAAGGUGAGCGGAAGAUUGUUCUCUCUUGUAUUUUACUUUCAUUUGCAUUCAUAAAUAAAGCAUUAAAAAAUAAUAAAA
Anastrepha obliqua is the source of this 2996-nucleotide messenger RNA. RefSeq names its product protein timeless homolog. Gene Ontology annotation, biological process: replication fork arrest; DNA replication checkpoint signaling; DNA repair. The record is from RefSeq and is a predicted model, not a curated record. Bases 1 to 2727 code for a protein of 908 amino acids. The transcript has 8 exons. Gene Ontology annotation, cellular component: replication fork protection complex. Gene Ontology annotation, molecular function: DNA binding. NCBI's taxonomy places the organism in Eukaryota, Metazoa, Arthropoda, Insecta, Diptera, Tephritidae.